AUGAAACGGGCACAGCCCCUAUCAACCAUUAAUAAGAAAUUGACAAGUGUUCCAGAAUUACCUCAUAAAAAAGGACUACUCAACUCAUCACCUAAGCCAAAAGAAAAACGUAAUGCCAAGUCACAAUAUGAUAAGAUCGAACCAAUGGUCCUAAGGUCUCCACCCACAGGAGAAUCAGUUGUUCGUUAUGCCUUGCCAAUACCAUCAAGUAAGACAAAGGAAUUAAUAGCAGAAGAUGAAAUGGUCAGGAGGAUUACCAAACACCUGAAGAUGGUUGUUACUGCUUUGGAAAAUACAUAUGGAACUGUGGAUGAAGAUGGAGAAAAAACACUGACGAAACCUAAAGAGGAAGGCGUAUCUUUAUCUGUUGGUGAUGAUAUGAAUGCAUUCUUGCAGUACUGUUCACAGUUUGCAGCUCAGAUGGAGGAAGCAGUUAAAGAAGAACGUAACAUUUUGGAGUCUCUUUUCAAGUGGUUUCAGCAACAAGUCAACCAAAUGGAGGAGAUAGGUAAAGACCAAAGCAUUUUAGAAGGAGAUCUCCCAUCAGAUGAAAAAACGCUCAACUUGAACAUCGCACAAAUAGUAAAACUGGUACAUAGAUUUGAAGAUCUGAAAACUCGCUUGAAGGGGCGCAAGGAAUCCCUGCUGUCUAAACACGUGGAAAAAGACAUGCUACCAGGUUCAAUGAGAAGUUACGAAGCUAUAGAGAAGCAAAUCGAAGAAUUCAUAAAAUCUCACUCAGCUUACGAAUCUCAAGUUGCUUCUGAAACUGAGCCAGCUCCUUAUUCAGUGACUAAACGGAUGAACGUGAUGAUGAAAAUAUUUGAAAAUCAGACAAAUAUGUUAGAGAGAGCUUUAAAUGAUCAGAGUAUAGUUGAGACUAAAUAUAAACAGAUGGAAACUGAUUUUCAGAUGUUAUUAUUGGAGAAAACCCUACUGGAAAGUGAAAUACAGAGGAUGAGAGAGUCAGAGAAAGCAAAGCCAUCAGGUAAAGAAGAUCGAACCAAGAAAUCCACAAGGCCAGAAAAGAAAAAAGAGAAAGAUUCAGAAAGGUGA
This is a messenger RNA of Chionomys nivalis (European snow vole), 1056 nucleotides long. It is a transcript of the gene Ccdc7, whose product is annotated as coiled-coil domain containing 7. NCBI's taxonomy places the organism in Eukaryota, Metazoa, Chordata, Mammalia, Rodentia, Cricetidae. The record is from RefSeq and is a predicted model, not a curated record. Bases 1 to 1056 code for a protein of 351 amino acids. The transcript is spliced from 12 exons.